Messenger RNA from Nothobranchius furzeri (turquoise killifish), 1940 nucleotides. It is a transcript of the gene suclg2, whose product is annotated as succinate-CoA ligase GDP-forming subunit beta. Lineage: Eukaryota; Metazoa; Chordata; Actinopteri; Cyprinodontiformes; Nothobranchiidae. Gene Ontology annotation, cellular component: mitochondrion; succinate-CoA ligase complex. Gene Ontology annotation, biological process: succinyl-CoA metabolic process; tricarboxylic acid cycle. The record is from RefSeq and is a predicted model, not a curated record. Gene Ontology annotation, molecular function: succinate-CoA ligase (GDP-forming) activity; ATP binding.
AUUUUCUUCUCACUGGCCACUACGUCAUCUCGUUUUGCGUGUCAACAUGGCGGCAUCCAUGGCAUCCCAGGCUGCAGCUAGAAGACUGAGGGCAGCUACAUCAAAACACAUUCUCCUGGACAAACUAAAGUGCACCUGGCUGAAUCCUAGGAGAUGGCUGAAUCUACAAGAAUAUCAGAGCAAGAAGCUGAUGCAAGACAGUGGUGUGGCUGUCCAACGUUUCUACGUGGCUCAUACAGCUUCUGAGGCUCUGGAGGCUGCAAAGAGACUCAAAGCCAAGGAAAUCGUGCUGAAAGCUCAGAUCCUGGCCGGUGGCAGGGGCAAGGGUGUGUUCGACAGCGGUCUUAAAGGUGGAGUGCAUUUAAUUAAGGACCCCGCAGUGGUCGGUGAGCUGGCUAAAAAGAUGCUUGGUUUCAACCUGACUACUAAGCAGACGCCUAAAGAAGGAGUGAAAGUGAAAACGGUGAUGGUUGCUGAAGCUCUGGACAUAAGCAGAGAAACUUACUUUGCCAUCCUGAUGGAUCGUGCUUGUAAUGGACCUGUCAUGGUGGGAAGCCCCCAGGGCGGUAUGGAUAUUGAGGAGGUGGCUGCCAGCAACCCAGAACUCAUCUUUAAGGAAGUCAUAGAUAUAUUCAAAGGUGUGCAGGAUGACCAGGCGCUUCGCAUGGCAGCUAAUUUGGGUUUCAAAGGACCUCUGCAACGACAGGCAGCAGAUCAGAUUAAGAGGCUCUAUGAUCUGUUCCUGAAAGUCGACGCUACUCAAGUCGAAGUCAAUCCUUUCGGAGAGACUCCCGAAGGACAAGUGGUUUGCUUUGAUGCCAAGAUCAACUUUGACGAUAACGCUGAGUUUCGUCAGAAGUCUGUGUUUGCCAUGGAUGACAUGUCUGAGAGUGACCCCACAGAGAUGGAGGCAGCCAAGUGGGACCUCAAAUAUAUUGGAAUGGACGGAAACAUUGCCUGCUUCGUGAAUGGAGCUGGUUUGGCCAUGGCAACAUGUGACAUCAUAGACCUGCAUGGGGGAAAGCCGGCUAACUUCCUGGACCUUGGAGGUGGAGUCAAAGAGAGGCAGGUGUAUGAGGCUUUUAAGCUGCUGACUGCUGACCCUAAGGUUGAAGCCAUCCUGGUCAACAUCUUUGGAGGCAUCGUCAACUGCGCCAUCAUUGCCAAUGGUAUUACCAAAGCCUGUCGAGAGUUGGAACUGAAGGUGCCACUAGUGGUGAGACUUGAAGGGACCAACGUGCACGAAGCCAAGAGGAUUCUGACUGAGAGCGGCCUGCCCAUCACAGCAGCAGAAGAUUUUGACGACGCUGCAAAGAAGGCGGUGGCUGCCAUCAGGAAAUAGAAAGACACUGGCCUUUUCAUACACACAAACCUCCUAAACUUCUCAAGUUUGUAUCAUUUUAAAUCAGUGCAAAAAUCAGCUCAGUGCAAAUGGACUUUAUUCAUUUGAUCCAAGCUGAUUGAGGAGAUACAUUACAUUUUUGGGCGCUUUCAUGAUCUCUGUCAGCAAUUAGACAUGGCCUUUACUCUUUAAUCCUAUUACAUUCCGUCGUUCAGAGCAAAAACUUAUGUUUUCUCUUGAUAUUGUAAUGUUUGUAUUGAAUUUUAGAUGAAAAGCCAUUUUCUGCUCUUAAAUCACCGUUUGUUGGACAGUUGUGAUUUUUUUAGUUCUAUACAGUCUAUUUUGAAAUACAUCAUGUUGUAUUUCUAAAGAAAUCAUUUGAUUUGUGACCCUUGUCGUUCUGUACGUAAAACAUGAAGACUGAAUGGUUUCUAAACUAUCAUCAUGAUAACUUUAUUUUUAAUACGUUUUGUUACUCAGAUGUUGGAAAGAACGAAUGAUCUUUUAUAGAAAUCAUGAAUGUAUGCCGAUAGCAGCCUUGAGGCAUGCGUGCGUGUGUGAAUAAUCUAUGAGAUUAAAAACAGAACUAUCCAAGUGA